Messenger RNA from Raphanus sativus (radish), 2760 nucleotides. Its product is annotated as U-box domain-containing protein 35-like. The record is from RefSeq and is a predicted model, not a curated record. Gene Ontology annotation, biological process: protein phosphorylation. Gene Ontology annotation, molecular function: ATP binding; protein kinase activity. The coding region runs from base 325 to 2640 and encodes 771 amino acids. The transcript has 10 exons. NCBI's taxonomy places the organism in Eukaryota, Viridiplantae, Streptophyta, Magnoliopsida, Brassicales, Brassicaceae.
AUUAAAGAGAGAUGUGAUCGUUUAAAUUUACACCAUCUGUUACACUUUGCAAAAUAUUAAAAGAAAAGUCAAACCACACAAAUGAGUUUAUCUUAUAAUCUAUCUGAAAUUAGAUUAUGAGCCAAAAAUAAAACCCUUAAAUAACAACCACUAGAAAAAGAGGAAAUCCUCUAACCCAUUACAAAGUCAAACUUUUUAAACGUUCUUUUUAAAAAAAAUUCUGAAAUCAAAUUGAAGUUUUUUUUCUCUUAAAGAGACAAAAGAGGAAGGAGUUUUGUUUUUUUUUUCUUCCUUGUGUUUGUUAUUAUUUCUUCAAAAGAAAGCAUGUGGCUACCAAGAGCAAACAAUGCAGGAAGGAAAGAGACAGGAAGUUGUUCGGUUGCAGUUGCAAUAGACAAAGACAAAGGAAGCCAACAUGCUCUUAAAUGGACCAUCGAGAAUCUUGCUUCUCGUGGCCAAACCAUUUUUCUCAUUCAUGUCCUCUCCAAAUCACAUUCUUCUUCUUCUUCAGAUAUUGAAGAAGCAACGCCACAGCAGAAAAAGCAAUCAGAGAAGUUAGCCAAAGAUCUCUUCGUAUCCUUCCAGUGCUACUGUUCCCGUAAAGAGAUAAACUGUCAAGACAUAUUACUCGAAGAUGUAGACAAAGUGAGAGCCAUUACCGAAUAUGUUUCAUCUUCGGCAAUAGAAAACUUAGUCAUUGGAGCUGCAUCACGUAGUGGCUUCAUGAGACGAUUCAAAACGGAUUUGCCAACAAGUUUGUCAAAGUCAGCUCCAGAUUUCUGCAAUGUUUAUGUCAUUUCAAAAGGCAAGAUUGCUUCUGUAAGAAACGCAUCUCGUCCUGCUCCUUAUAAAAAAAGUUCAAUGCAGCACUCUGAGUUUGACAAUCAACAACCAACUACUCCUGAGAAUGUACCAAACCACCACCAUGAUCAUAGCCAAUCUGCAGGUAGUACGCCAUCUAGACCUCGUAGAUCAGUUGAAUAUGAUACUAUAAGAUCACCGUUAGUGAGACGACAAGGAAAACAAUAUGGGGAAAUAUAUGAUUCAGAUAGCGACCUUUCAUUCAUAAGUCCAUCUUCACAUAGAGACUCUCAUGACAUCUCCUUCAUCAGCUCAGGAAGACCAAGCGUUGACCGCUCUUCCAUCACACUUGAUUUUCCUGAAUCUGGAAGGAGUUCGAGAAUGUCAACCAGCUCAGAGCAAAGCAUUGGGUCACAUCGCUUGGGGAUUAAGUUUAGUGAUCCUAGUUUCCCUAAUGAAUCAUCAUCGACUACGUUCUCUGAAGAGAGUGAUAGAACACCUACAUAUUCAUCUCAAGGCGUGGAUGAUGUUGAAGCUGAAAUGAAGAGGCUGCGUCUAGAGCUCAAACAAACCAUGGAUAUGUAUAGUACCGCCUGCAAAGAAGCUUUAAGUGCUAGACAACAGGCGUCAGCGCUGCAGAAGCUGAGAACACAAGAGGAAAGAAGGUUGGAAGAAGCAAAGAGUUCAGAGGAAGCAGCAAUGUCAAUAGUGGAGAAGGAGAGAGCUAAAGCCAAAGCAGCCUUGGAAGCUGCAGACGCUGCAAAGAGAUUAGCAGAAGUGGAAGCUAAGAGAAGAGUGAAUUUAGAGAUGAAGUCUCUGGAGGAAUCAGAUUCAUUCUCUCGUGUUCGGUAUAGGAAGUACACAGUUGAAGAGAUAGAAGAAGCCACUUCAAAUUUUGAUGAGUCUAAAAAAGUUGGAGAAGGAGGAUAUGGUCCUGUGUUCAGAGGCUAUCUUGAUCACACAAGUGUUGCUGUUAAAGUUCUACGCCCUGAUGCAGCUCAAGGGAGAUCACAGUUUCAGAAAGAGGUUGAAGUGUUGAGCUGCAUAAGGCAUCCAAAUAUGGUGCUACUUCUUGGAGCUUGUCCAGAAUUUGGGAUCCUUGUGUAUGAAUACAUGGCCAAAGGAAGCUUAGAAGACAGACUUUUCAUGCAAGGCAACACGCCGCCAAUUUCUUGGCAGCUACGUUUCAGAAUAGCUGCUGAGAUAGCCACAGGACUACUCUUCCUCCACCAGACCAAACCUGAACCAAUUGUCCACAGAGACCUUAAACCAGCAAACGUGCUCCUAGACCACAACUACGUGAGCAAGAUCAGCGACGUAGGGCUAGCCAGACUAGUCCCUGCGGUUGCAGAGAACGUCACACAGUACAGAGUCACUUCAGCUGCAGGAACGUUCUGUUACAUCGACCCUGAGUACCAGCAGACAGGAAUGUUGGGUGUGAAAUCAGAUGUGUACUCUCUAGGGAUCAUGCUUCUGCAGAUCUUGACAGGGAAACAGCCGAUGGGUUUGACUUAUUACGUUGAGCAAGCGAUAGAAGAAGGGAGGCUUAAGGACAUGCUUGAUCCAGCAGUAACGGAUUGGCCAAUGGAAGAAGCUAUGUCUUUGGCUAAGCUUUCACUUCAAUGUGCAGAGCUAAGAAGGAAAGAUAGACCUGAUCUUGGGAAAGAGAUAUUGCCUGAGCUUAAUAGGUUGAGAGAUAUUGGUGAAGAGAGUUUAGGGAAUGUGUAUUAUGCAGGAAGCCAAGGGAAGUCUCCAAACACUAGCCAAGUCUCCAUCUCAUCAUCUAGUGAUCCUUUUAUAACGAGUUCGGAAUCUCUACCUGAAGAGUCUCAAUCCUAGUUUUGGGAUAGAGAUUAUAUUGUUGAGUUUUAACACUAAAGAUUUGCAGGAGUUAAAACAAGGGCAUAGCAAGUUUCUUUGAUGUUCAUAGAAGCUUGAAGAAGAAGUUAGGGUAGAGAA